AUGAUCCUCAUGUUCCUCGCAUGGACAGUUACCUCGUCCGUUUAUGAUAAAACACAAGAUGUCAAAACCUCAGGCUAUCCUCAAAUUGUGUUCAUAUGGCUAUUCUUUGUGUUCUAUGCCAUCGCCUGGUCCGGUCUCCUUGUGGCCUGUUCGCUCGAGAAACUGCCUCACCACUGGAACCUAUCCCUGAUUUACACGAUCUGGAUCUUCGUCGAGUUGCUUUUUGUGUACUUUUUCUACGUUGAAACCCGGGGCCCUACUCUCGAGAAAAUGGCCAAGAUCCUCGAUGGCGAGAACGCUGCUGUCGCGCAUGUGGAUCUGCAUGAAGUUGAGAAGGAUGUAGAAGUUCAAGAAAAGGGGCCGACUAUGCAUACGCAUCCGGUUUGA
Messenger RNA from Penicillium alfredii, 387 nucleotides. RefSeq lists its product as uncharacterized. The record is from RefSeq and is a predicted model, not a curated record. The transcript has 2 exons. Bases 1 to 387 code for a protein of 128 amino acids. NCBI's taxonomy places the organism in Eukaryota, Fungi, Ascomycota, Eurotiomycetes, Eurotiales, Aspergillaceae.